CUUACCGUAAGAGGGAGUUGGGACCCAGAUCUUUCCAGUUAAUCACACAACAAACUUAGAUCAUCGCAAUAAAAAGCUCGGCUCACUGCCUCCUGGAGUGACCGGCGGUGCACGGGGUCCCUCCGAGGAGCCAUCUCCCCUUCUCCUCCCCGCCAGCCGCCGGGGGGGCCGCCAGCACCAUGCGGGCCACCCACCUCCUGCCAGCCUUGCUGCUCCACCAGCUGCUGCUGCUGCCCACCGCCAUCCCCGCGGCAGAGGGCAAAGGCAAAAAGAGAAAUCCUCUUCAUGACUUCAAAAAAACAGGAGAGUUGAUGCUCAUUAAAGUAAACAAAACACUGGAAAUAAAAACGAAGUUGUUAAAUACUACAGAGCAAUGUGCAAAGAGAUGCAGCAGGAACAAGGGCCUUUCCUUCACUUGCAAGGCCUUUGCUUAUGACAGAGUUACAAAACGGUGCCAUUGGUUAUCCUUCAACAGCUUGACAAAUGGUGUGAGAAAGAAGCAAGACCAUGCGUUUGAUCUGUAUGAAAAGAAGGAUUAUGUCAGAAAUUGUAUCAUUGGAAAAGGAGCAGACUAUAAAGGAACAAUAUCUGUUACCAAAAGUGGUAUCCAGUGUCAGGCCUGGAAUUCAAUGAUCCCCCAUGAGCACAGCUUUUUGCCUUCGAGCUAUCGGGGAAAAGACCUGAGGGAAAACUACUGCCGGAACCCGCGGGGGGAAGAGGGAGGCCCGUGGUGCUUCACCACCAGCCCAGAGACGCGCCACGAAGUCUGUGACAUCCCCCUCUGCUCAGAAGUUGAAUGCAUGACCUGCAAUGGAGAGAGUUAUAGGGGGCCAAUGGAUCACACUGAGACAGGCAAGGAGUGUCAGCGCUGGGAUCUUCAGAGACCACACAAGCACAAAUUUCGUCCAGAGAGAUAUCCUGACAAGGGCUUUGAUGAUAAUUACUGCCGCAAUCCCGAUGGCAAGCUGAGACCAUGGUGCUACACUCUUGACCCUAACACCCCCUGGGAGUUCUGUGCAAUUAAAACGUGUGAGGAGAGCGUGGUGAACAGCACAGAGGCGACAGCCGAGACCACAGCGUGCGUCCGGGGACAGGGCGAGGGCUACCGUGGCACCGUCAGCACCAUAUGGAGUGGGAUCCAGUGCCAGAGGUGGGACUCCCAGUUUCCUCACCAGCACAACAUCACUCCUGAGAACUUCAAAUGCAAGGAUUUGAGGGAGAACUACUGCCGAAAUCCAGAUGGAUCUGAAUCACCCUGGUGCUUUACCACUGACCCAAACAUCCGUAUUGGUUAUUGCUCCCAGAUUCCUAAGUGUGAUGUAUCAAAUGAACAAGAUUGUUAUCGUGGCAAUGGCAAGAGUUACAUGGGGAAUCUAUCCAAGACAAGAUUUGGGCUAACUUGCUCCACAUGGGACAAAAAUAUUGAAGACUUACGUAGGCAUAUACAAAUAUUCAGAGAACCAGAUGUUAGUAAACUGAAGAAAAACUAUUGCCGCAAUCCAGAUGAUGAUUUUCACGGUCCCUGGUGUUACACAGAUGAUCCUCUUGUGCCCUGGGAUUACUGCCCUAUUUCUCGAUGUGAAGGUGAUACGACUCCUGCCACAACCAGCUUGGAUGAUACUGCCAUUCCUUGUGCCUCAACAAAACAUUUGAGAGUUGUAAAUGGAAUACCAACACAAACUAACGAAGGAUGGGUGGUUAGUUUGACGUACAGGAAUAAGCAUAUAUGUGGUGGUACUUUGAUAAAAGAAGAGUGGGUUCUUACAGCAAGGCAGUGUUUCCCCUCUCGGUACAAGGAUUUGAAAGACUACAAAGCCUGGCUUGGAGUCCAUAAUAUCAAAGGGAAGGGAGAGGAGAAGCGCAAACAAGUCCGGAACAUCUCCCAGUUGGUGUAUGGCCCUGCAGGGUCAGAUUUGGUCUUACUGAAACUCAGCAGACCUGCUAUAUUGACAAAUUUUGUAGAAAUAAUCCGCUUGCCCAUUUCUGGAUGUACCAUUCCAGAGAAGACCAGCUGCAGUGUUUAUGGAUGGGGAUACACUGGAUUAGUUAACUAUGAUGGCCUUCUCCAAGUAGCAAACCUGUUUAUUUUGGGAAAUGAGAAAUGCAGCCAAUAUCUCAAAGGAAAGAUUACUGUGAAUGAGUCUGAAAUCUGUGCUGUGGCUGAAACCGUAGGUGCUGGGCCUUGUGAGCGAGAUUAUGGUGGUCCUUUGGUUUGUGAACAAAACAGGCUGAAGAUAGUAAUUGGUGUCAUUGUUCCUGGCCGUGGAUGUGCCAUUCGAAAUCGUCCUGGGAUUUUUGUUCGGGUCUCAUAUUAUUCCAGGUGGAUUCACAAGAUUAUGAUGACCUACAGAAAACCCUGAAAAAGUCAACGACUCCCAUUGAAAGAUUCUGGACAGCCUGUAAUUAAUGUGUAAUGUAAAGAAUGACAAUUUUUUAAGUACUUGAUAGUCAAGUUUGUUGAGCUUCUUUUAAUAUUUAUGGGUGUUUUUGGUGUUUUUGUCUAUCAGUGUUGUUUUAUAAAUGUUGGAGUGACUUACAGUAUAUGCAAGUAUGGUGACAUAUCUCCUGAAGAUACUUGAAUGGAUAAACAAUUUUGCAAAGACAUUACUGGAUGAUAAAUGGUUUUGUAGAAAUAGAUCAUAUGACCUCCUUGAUGCUGCUCUUCAGAUUAUCUUAGGAGAAACAAGUUAUAGUUCUACUUAACACAUCUUAUUCUUUCUAUGAGCCAUAUAUUUCUCUUCGUAUAUAACAAAAGCCCUACUGAGAAAUAUAUGCAUCUGUCCAGGACAGCAUUUAUGAUCAUAUUUCUCUUUCCCCCUUAUAAGAGGUCAAAGAUUUCAGUACUUUAUAAAAAAAUAAUAUCUGUAGUAAGCAAUCUUUUCAUUGUUGAUGGACUUUGACAAGCCUGCCAUAAGCAGAGUUCUCGUAGAAGUCACUACCACAUUCUUUUACACAAUGCUUACAGACUCUACUUCUACACUUGGUUGCUUCACUGUAUAUAUGGUCCUCUAACAGAUAUCUCAAACCCCAUUUUGGUUAGCAAACUCUUGAUCAUUCCUUUACAAUCUGACCCAGAAAUAACUGUGGAUUUGCAAUGCUAAAGACAGCAUCUCAUACAGUUUGAAAAACUAAUCCUGAGUAGCUAUUGGAAGAUUUUGGGCGUUGAAAGAAAUUUAAAUCAAAUAUGCCCAAAUCUUUCUAAACAGACAAGUGUUAAAAGUUUGGUUGGUUCUAGUUAUUUUAUGAAACUCUGCAUUUACAGCAAGAAAAAGAACAGUUGAAUCUAGCACCUGGCUGAGAGACUUAAGACUGGGAAAAGUAAGUUAUACAUUAAUAGUUUUUCAGAGACAUGAGAACUUUAAUAAAACCUUAACUAGAUUUGGAAAAAAGUCUAUCUUUUGUAUAAUUCAUUUCAAGAUAAUAAAACAAUUGCAGAGAUUGAUAUGAUCUUGUAUUUAAUAUGGACAACACCACCAAUAGUUUAGUUGCUUGUUUCCUGUCUAUAUAUGGGACAAUCAUUUUCCUUUAUGCUGAUAGGGAAAGGGAACACAAAAUCAUCAUCUAUGAAAAGUGUUUGUUCUUCUGUAGGCAUUUAGUUUUAUGUCUGGAAAUUUUGUACAAAUAUGUUGGUAUAGGUGGCACUGAUUACCCUUUAAUUUCUGGAAAAUUGAUACGACAUAUAUCCAAUGUUAGUUUUACUACUGUACAUGUAAUGGCAUAAAUAACGGCACUGUUGCUUCGCUUGUGACUGUGUAAAUUGUAAAUGUUUCCAGUAGUGUUUGGUCUGUGUAUCAUAUGUAACUGCAGAGCCACGAGUCUGACCCCGUAGUGUGGAUAUAUAAAAGGACAUUUGAUGCAGAAGAUGCAGGGUUGAAUUCUGCCCUGUCAGAAAGCAACCACUUCAGGGGAGAUGUCUUGGGAGACAUGCCUUGUCUUGGCUCACCAAAUUUUCUUCAGCAGUGCACUUUGACUUCAGUGGGACUCAGUAUGCCUACAUCUGGUGAGCUGGGAUGAGUUUCAGCCCAUGCUUAAGAAGCUUGGCUUGCUGAGAUUUGUGUCACAUAUCCAGUGGAUUCUACUGGCACAUAGGAAGUGUUUCAGCAAGCAGAGCUUCUGAAGUUCCUCCUGAUGUAAAUAAUCUCUUUGGACAAGAUGUGACUUCCCUGUACAGCAGAUUCAAGGUUGUGGAUGCUAUGCAGACAGUCUGUCUCAAUCUAUUCUGGCCACCUCUGAAGGCUUCAUGCUCCCUUUAGCCUCUCUUACUUACCAGGCCUAAGAGGGCAGGAUUUAGCCUGUUGUAUUUACACUUAAUUAUUGUCAUGUAGGUGAAGAGUGUAUUCGUACUAAGUAUAUACUGACCAUAUCUUAUUGAAAGGAUUACAUUUUUCAGAAAGACUUUUAAAAAACUCCAAGCGAGUUUUGUUCUCAGCCACGAGUAGAAUGUGGAUAAAACAUACAAUUCCAUGUUCACUCUUUGUAUUCGAAGAACUGUCAUGUGCUCACUGUAUUAUAUUUGCAGGCAUUUUGUUAUGUCUAUCUAAAAAAUUU
This is a messenger RNA of Camarhynchus parvulus, 4548 nucleotides long. RefSeq names its product hepatocyte growth factor (gene HGF). The record is from RefSeq and is a predicted model, not a curated record. Gene Ontology annotation, biological process: negative regulation of apoptotic process; positive regulation of protein phosphorylation; hepatocyte growth factor receptor signaling pathway. NCBI's taxonomy places the organism in Eukaryota, Metazoa, Chordata, Aves, Passeriformes, Thraupidae. The coding region runs from base 180 to 2360 and encodes 726 amino acids. Gene Ontology annotation, molecular function: serine-type endopeptidase activity; signaling receptor binding. The transcript has 18 exons.